Messenger RNA from Branchiostoma belcheri (Belcher's lancelet), 2131 nucleotides. Its product is annotated as protection of telomeres protein 1-like. The transcript is spliced from 15 exons. The record is from RefSeq and is a predicted model, not a curated record. Gene Ontology annotation, molecular function: G-rich strand telomeric DNA binding; telomerase inhibitor activity. Gene Ontology annotation, cellular component: nuclear telomere cap complex; chromosome, telomeric region. The coding region runs from base 77 to 2023 and encodes 648 amino acids. Gene Ontology annotation, biological process: telomere capping; regulation of telomere maintenance via telomerase. Lineage: Eukaryota; Metazoa; Chordata; Leptocardii; Amphioxiformes; Branchiostomatidae.
GGCGGCUUCCAGGCGGGAAUUCAAAUGCCUGAAGAGGUAAACAACAGUUCGAAACACAGGUGAGAGAAGGACCACCAUGAGUAGAAUAAAUGAUGGUGCUGGGCCUUCAACACGCAGACAUGGCAACAAUCGCCCCCCUCCUAAAACAAGAACUGGAGUAACUGGUCGGACAUACGGGUACACAAAGCUGUGUGAUGUAAAAGUCAGGACAACAGUGAACGUGUAUGCUGCUGUCAAGUUCUUCAAGCCACCAUUUCGGUCCAGAGGAACAGAUUAUUGUAUGGUGGUAAGACUUGUGGACCCAUCUCUAGACAACCUUGAUGAUGGACUGAAGUGCCUGUUCUUUGCCAAGGAACAAUCCAUCCUGCCACAGAUUCACUCAGUCGGGGACAUCAUCAGGAUACACAGACUUAAGGUUGAUAACUUCCGAGACGAGCCCCAGGGUAACAAGGGUCCAGGUUUCUCCUGUCUGGUGUUUGACGGUAGACCAGGCGCCACGGUCGACCCUCGCAGCGACUCACAAAACUUCACAUUUGGACCUGAGGAUGAAGAGAAGGUAUUGGAGCUGCGUGACUGGGUUGCUCUAACCCCAGAGUUAAAUGUUUCAAACUGUGAGCUUACGACCCUUGCUGAUGCCGAGGAGGGACAGUAUUUUGAUCUUUUCUGCCAGAUUGUGUCCAUGGCCAAGGUUGAUGCCACAUGUGUACUGUUCCAGGUCUGGGAUGGCACCAUACCAACAGAACCCUUCAGAAAGGCCGACCUUGAGGGACUCACCCUGGACCGAAAAGCUGACCUGGCCCAGAAGGUUAAAGGUCACCUGGUGGAUGUCUUCAUCUUUGAUGACCAUGUGCCGACUGCUCUAAGAUUCAAGCCUGGUGACUUUGUGAGGAUCUGUAACCUGCAUGUGGCAAAGUACAAGCCCCCAGAUGACGCGGUCAGACCGUCUGGUCAGCUGGUGGAGUUUGUUGUACACAAGGGAACGUCAUUCGGACGGGGGCUGACACCACUCUCCUCAGAUCACCCCAACCUCAUGGAUAUGAAGAAUGCUAUGAAGCAAGUCAUUGAGAGCAGCACCACAGCAGAAGAAGCUACAAGUGAACAAGAUGAUGAUGCCUGUGGUCCUGUCAAAAGGAAGAAAACUGGAGAAAGUUCAGCUGAGAGUGUUGGCUCACUAGUGGAGGGGGACAGCAAUGUACAGCAAGGGACCAGCAUGGUAUUUGUGGGGGACAGUAAUAUGGAGGAAAUUGACAAAAUUGUACAGCAAGGAGACAGCAUAGUACAAGGGAACAAUGUUUCAAAAGAGAGGGACAGCAAUUUGCAAAAAGGGAAUAGCAAAAAGAAAGGGAAGAGCAGCACUGUGCCAGAGGAGGGCAGCUUUGCCAGCAGCUCUAACAGCACUAACAGACGGUGCUUACUGGAAACAGGGACAGUUCUUACAGGUCACCACCACAUAAAAGUGACACCGAUCCAUGCAGUGUUGACUCACUCCACUCCCUUCAAGUUCCGUCUGAAGGCCCAGCUGGUGGACUACAGCCCCAGGGACAUCACAGAGUUCUGCAACCUCUUCUGUUACACCUGUAACUAUUGUAUAAAGAUUCCGCCUUCACUGAAACAGAAGGUUUGUCACAAAGAAGGAAGUGAACCCUCUGACAGCAGUUUUCCCUGUCUUCAGUGUAAGAGAAGACAGUCCAGUGAUGGAAAUGCAGAAUCUGCUGUUGUCCCCAACAUGAAGUACAUCUACAUUGUAAAGUUGACCCUGGAUGAUGGGACAGGGUUGCUGGAGGUUCACAUGUGGAAGGAGCAUGCUGAGGUGUUUUUCAAAGACCUGCCACCAUGCAACCUGUACCAACAUCAGGAAGACAGACAGGUGCUGUCUGAUUACAUGCAACAGCUGUGUCCAGGUGCUGGCAGUCAGACAGCUGCACCCUGGCUGGAAUGUUGCAUCAUGUCUUACACUGUGAAGGACUCAGGCCCUGCCUUGUACCAGAUCUUUGACACCACACUCGCACUGGAGGCAGCAUAGACUUCAAAAUAACACAAGCUUCAAUAGUUAACAUUGUACAUUUAAUAGUUGUGUAUGUUCAAACUUACAAGUAUGUUGUUGUAGUGGCCCACCUAGAGUAAAGCUGGU